GGAAGCUGCGCUGCCCAAGCAAGUGCGGAGCCAACUUUCUGCUGCCUCCGCCAGCGCCGCUGCCGACUCGGGCCCCCCCCGCUCUGACCGGCCCCCCCGGGCCCCGAGCUCGCCCUGCCCCGCUCCCGAUGCUGGCGGAGGGUUUCUCCCCUCCACGAUGAUGCUUCUGCGCUGGCUGCCCGCGAUCUUCAGCCACUGGCUGCUGCUGAAGGUGGUCUGUGUGGAGGGCCACAUGACCAAAACCCUGGGCUACCUGGAGCUGGGCACCUCGGGGCUCCUCAAGACCCUCCCGUCCGGUGCCUUGAAGCCUCCGCCCCUGCCCCCGGCCCGGCUGUUCUCCGGGGAGCCCUCAAAGGCCAAGGCCGGUGCCCUGACCCCUUGGGCCUGGCCUAGGAACCAGACGGGCACCGAGCCCCCUGGCCAGCGGGGCCAGCGCAAGCCCUCACUCAAGACAGGCCGGGCCCGGAAGAUCUUCGGCUGGGGCGACUUCUACUUCAACAUCAAGACGCUCAAGUUCAGCCUGCUGGUGACGGGCAAGAUCGUGGACCACGUCAACGGCACCUUCAGCGUCUACUUCCGGCACAACUCCUCCAGCCUGGGCAACGUCUCCGUCAGCAUCGUGCCCCCGGGCAAGGUGGUGGAGUUUGACGUGCUGGGGCCCCCGCCGGCCACCGAGCCCCAGCAGGCCACCCUGCCCGAGGCCAAGGAGCCCAGGGCCUUCAACUGCCACGUGGAGUACGAGAAGACCAACCGGGCCCGGAAGAACAAGCCCUGUCUCUACGACCCGGCCAAGGUGUGCUUCACCGAGCACACGCAGAGCCAUGCUGCCUGGCUGUGCGCCAAGCCCUUCAAGGUCAUCUGCAUCUUCGUCUCCUUCUGCAGCUUUGACUACAAGCUGGUGCAGAAGGUCUGCCCCGAUUACAACUUCCAGCACGACCGCCCCUACUUCGGCUGAACCCCCUCCCGGCCCCCCAACAUAAAAACCCAGCUCGCGCAGCGUCCGGGGGGGGGGAAGGACCCUGCCUCGCCCUGGUGGGGCUGGAGGAUGGGCUUCUCCCAGCCGCAUGGAGGACGGGGUGCCAUGGAACGGGUGCGGGGGACUCUGUGUGGCCGCCCCCACCACAGGCUGUGGCAUGCCCCUGUGGGGAUCUGUGGACCGGACUCUUUGCUCCACCAGCUACGGGCCUGCGGAACCGCUCGGGACCUGGCCAGGCUGGGCUAAGGCAGCUGGAUUCCCUUGGACCGCGGUGGAAGGACUGGCAGGGGGACAUGUGAGCAGCGCAGCCAGAGCCGGUGGCCCCAUCCCUGGGGAAUGGGGGGACGAGGACCAGUGGCUGCACAGGGCAACCGAGUGACACAUAUCCAGAGGUGCAAAUUGGCACGGGGGUGUGUGCACCUGCAUUGUGUAAAUGUAUCUGGGAUAUUGGGGGUGCUGGCUAGCAUGUGAUUGGUGGGGGUGUGCAUGUGUAAAUGUAUCAGUGGGGGUGUCAGGUGUUGGCUGGAGUGUGAUUUGUGGGUGUGUGUGUGUAAAUGUAUCCGUGAUAUCGGGGGGGUGCAUGUGUAAAUGUAUCUGUGAUAUCGGGGGUGUGUGUGUAAAUGUAUCGGUGAUAUGGGGGGGUUGGCUGACAUGUGAUUGGCGGGGGUAUGUGUGUGAAAAUGUAUCAGUGAUAUUGGGGGGGGUGUAUGGAUUGAUGGCUUGGGGCCCAGCGCAGACAGGUACCUUUGCCAGCCAUCGCCCAUGGCGAGCCAACCCGCCCUUCUGACUCCUCCCGGGGGGGGUCUGGGGGGCUGGGGCUGUGGUGAGAGCUGCUGGCCCUCCUGGCUCUGACCCCAGCGGGCUGAGCCAGGAGCCGGCCCCGGGGAUGACAGGACGAUGCCUGCCCAGCGCUGCACCCCCGGAUCCAGCCCGGCUGUAAGCGGGUGCCAGUUUCCCUUCGCUCCCCUAGAGUCGUGCCCACCCCUACCCCCUGCACAGGGGAGGGAGCACGUUAUUCGGGAGGGGACCAGGGCCUGCCCCCAUUUCUCUCUCCCCCAUGUGCUCCCUACCCAGCCCUGCCCGACUGCACCCCCACGCCCUUCAGGCCACAGGGCCGCCCCGGUGCUGUGGGACGGAAGCUGUGGGGGGGGACCCUUCUGCCUGCUCCCCUUUUCCAGCCCCAGGCUCUCCCCCUUGCUCAGGGACUCCCCUAGACCCCUGCAGGGCUGGGAAGGAGCCGAUCACGGGCAUGGCGGAGGGGGAAGGCAGAUCAUGGCCGGAUUCCCACGCACGGCUAAGGUGGCAAAGGGCGAUGGAGAGUCCAGCAGAAAGAGUGUGAAGUAAGACCAUGGGGGGGGGUUGGGUGUGUCUCACAUCUGUGCGCUGGUGUGUGUUUGCAUCCUUUGUGGCUGUGUGGCUGUGCACGUGUGAGUGCUUGGAUGUGUAUCUGCGGGGUGGUCACACGUGUGUCUCUCUGUAGCGGGCUUGGUUUUGCAGUCCUGGCACGGAGGGAGGGGGCCCAGCCCUGGCUCUCUGAGAUGUGCCCCUGGAUCUCAGCAAGAGCCUUCCCCUGCUUCCCCCUCAUCUGGCAGUGCCAUCCUGCCCAGCCCCCAGCGACUGGUGUGGUGCCCGCCACGGGGGCAGGCAGGUCCCCCCCAGACAGAGCCCCCCCAGCUGUCGAUCGCUCGUCACCGCACGGUCAGGAGCUAUAAAAUGUGAAUUUGAGUGAAGAAGUAAGUGCCAUGGAGUUGGGGGGCCAGGACGAGCUGGGGUCACCUCCCCUGGGCUGAGCUGUACACUGGGUCGGGGCAGGGCCCUGUAGCCCCAGUCACCCCCCCCCCCGUGCUCUGGGCAGCACCCCUCCGGCUCAGUCACCCCCCCAUGCUCCGGGCAGCACCCCUCCGGCUCAGUCACACCCCCCCAUGCUCCGGGCAGCACCCCUCCGGCUCAGUGACCGUGCCCCCUCUGGGCUGAGAUUUCUUCAUAUUUUUGUAACAAAAUAAACUUGAGGGAAAAAUGUGAUUAAAAAAAAUGAAUGAA
This is a messenger RNA of Dermochelys coriacea (leatherback sea turtle), 3016 nucleotides long. It is a transcript of the gene NXPH4, whose product is annotated as neurexophilin 4. The record is from RefSeq and is a predicted model, not a curated record. Gene Ontology annotation, molecular function: signaling receptor binding. Lineage: Eukaryota; Metazoa; Chordata; Testudines; Dermochelyidae. The transcript is spliced from 2 exons. Bases 158 to 955 code for a protein of 265 amino acids.